AUGAAUUGCUUUCCGUGUUUUACAAAGAGUAAGAGAAGCAAUAGCAAGAGGGAGCAUGAGCCCAUGCCACAGGAAAACGUUAUAACAAGAACACCAGAUAUAAAGAAACCAACUAUUCAAGUUGAUACAUCAAAUAUUCAAGCACAAAAUUUCACUUUCCGGGAGUUAGCAAUUGCAACAAAGAAUUUCAGGCAAGAGUGCUUGAUGGGUGAAGGUGGCUUUGGCAGAGUUUACAAAGGAACAUUUCCUGCAACCGGACAGGUGGUAGCUGUGAAGCAACUCGACCGAAAUGGGAUACAAGGCAGCAAGGAAUUUCUGGUUGAGGUUUUGAUGUUAAGUCUCUUGAACCAUGACAAUCUGAUCAAACUCACUGGUUAUUGUGCUGAUGGUGAGCAACGUCUUUUGGUGUAUGAAUUCAUGCCUGGGGGAUCUCUAGAAAGGCGUCUUCUCGAGCGCAGACCAGAUGAAGCUCCAUUAGAUUGGUACAGCAGAAUGAAAAUAGCUUCUGCUGCUGCGAAAGGACUAUGGUACUUGCACGACAAGGCCAAUCCCCCAGUUAUAUACCGGGACUUGAAGUCAUCGAAUAUCUUGUUGGAUAAUGAUCAUAAUGCAAAACUAUCUGAUUAUGGACUGGCCAAACUUGCUGGUAAAGAUAAGAUGAACAUUGUACCUACAAGAGUUAUGGGUACCUAUGGUUACAGUGCUCCAGAGUAUGUAAGAACAGGUAACCUCACCUUGAAAUCGGAUGUGUACAGUUUUGGAGUUGUCUUGCUAGAGCUCAUAACUGGACGACGAGCCAUUGACACCACCAAACCAAACGAUGAGCAAAACCUAGUCUCAUGGGCACAACCCAUAUUCAGGGAACCAAGAAGAUAUCCUGAUAUGGCAGAUCCACUUCUGAAUAAAAAUUUCCCAGAAAAGGAUCUGAAUCAAGUUGUUGCAAUAGCAGCCAUGUGUUUACAGGAGGAAUCAGCAGCACGUCCUUUGAUGAGUGAUGUUGUAACUGCUCUCAGUUUUCUUUCCACGGCUCCUCCAGCGGUUGUUCCUGCCCCUCUCCCUCCUGCCACCUCUGCCUCCUCCCAGAAGAGUGCUGCUGGUGAAGGUGAAAGCCAAAGUGACAGUGAGAGUGAAACAGAAACUAACAGCCAUAGUUCCAAUGAAGAGGAGGAUAAUAAACAGGUUGUAGCAAGUGCAAAAUACCACGAAAUUGAGGAUGUCUCAGAAACUGAAUAUGAUUAUUAUGAGAAUGAAAACCAACAAAAAUAUAGUCCACAAGAUAACAAGGAGUUUUCCUCCAAGUCAAGCCACAAAAGCAGCACCAGAUCAAGGAAUGGAACCGUUUCUUCUGGCCGCUCUAGUUCAGUUUCAGAAAAUGGAAAUGGAAAUGGAAAUGGAAAUGUCUCUACCAGCCGCAAAAGCAGCAGUAGGAAGAAAAAUGGUGUAAAUAGUAAUUUAAGCCAGAAGAGCAGCAAAAAAUCAAAGAGCAGUAAGAAAUCUUCAGAGAAAAGUUUAAGCCAAAAGAGCAGUAAAAAAUCUUCAGUCAAAGUUUCAAGCCACACGACAAGCAAUGGCAUGAGACCAGAGGAUGAAAGCCAUUCAUCCCUUUCACAUAGAGAUGUUUCCAUAAGCCGUAAUAGCAGCAGUGGGGAGUCACGGGGUGAGGGUGUUGUUUAUGAGCGUAGCGGACAAGGAAAUGUAUCUUUUGGCCUAAUCAGCAGUGAGAGUGUUCAGUCAGGCCAUGAUGACUCCGACAAAGAAGGGAGCAACAUACAUUUAUUACAUCAUAACGGAGAUGCUCAUCAUUUCGAUCGUGCCAGCAUGGGAUCAGAUGAGGGAAGUUUCAACCUUUUUGAGCAUUCCACUAGCAGGGGAUCAGAUGAAAGAAGUGUUCAUUCGUAA
Molecule: messenger RNA, 1899 nt
Organism: Gastrolobium bilobum
Lineage: Eukaryota; Viridiplantae; Streptophyta; Magnoliopsida; Fabales; Fabaceae
Product: probable serine/threonine-protein kinase PBL25
Exons: 5
Coding region: 1-1899 (632 amino acids)
Biological process (GO): protein phosphorylation
Molecular function (GO): ATP binding; protein kinase activity
Source: RefSeq, a predicted model, not a curated record